AUGAAAAUAAUCUCAUCCGUGAUUACUUUGCGUUCAGAAAAGUGGAAAGAAUCGUUGGAUUUUCUUGCGACAACGUGGAAAGUGCGUAGCAAAAGGUUUUCUAUACAGGUUCUUUUUAAUUAAACACACAGGAUCUUAUCUUUAUUUCGUUAAAAACAGAUAAUUUUAAACUCGCAAAAACCUUCAACAAUAUGUACACUACGUAUAUUUCAAUAUUGAACUCUACGGAUGAAUCGCGAUUAGAUGUGAAACAAGUUUUGAGAGCGGAGUACAAUUGGUUGGGCGUUUUCUUGGAUUCUCGAUGCGAUCGUAAGAGACACACUAGAGUCCUUGUGGAAGCAACUAAAUAUUCUAUGUACGAUGAAAUGCACAAAUGGUUAAUUUUGGGUUCGAACCUGAGCCAUGUAUUGGAAAUACUAAACGAUGACGCGUUCACUACCUCUACCGAUGUUAUAAUUACUGUGCCAUCAGCGAACGACUAUAUUUUGUACGAUGUGUAUAAUCCUUGCAAAGAUCGAGGAGGGUCGAUGAAUGUAACGCGCUUUGGAACGUGGAGCAAUAAAACUGGAUUAAACGUUACCUUAAAUGAAUCGAAAUUCGAAAGAAGAUCGAAUUUGCACGGGAUGAAACUCAAAGUUGGGGUCAUUAUCGGUUUUAAACCAGAAAACAUGACUUUUCACGAGAUGAUGCUACAAUAUAGCAUGAAGACAAAAUAUGGGCGAUCGAAAUUUCUCUACGUAUUGUUACAACAUUUGUCUGACAUCUUCAAUUUCACUAUGGAGCUUGUGCAAAUAAAUGCGCAAAGAAGAUUCGAUAAUUCCGGACCUAUUUUCGCGGCUUUCAAAGAGAAGCUCAUAGAUCUUUCGGCAAGUCCAGUGGCGAUGAGGAUCGGCAGAUUAGAUAAUGGAGACAUAAUCGGACCGGUUUGGCCAAUACGGUCAUGUUUUAUGUUUCGCACAAUUUCAUCGACGAAAAUUAAACCAGGACAAUUUCUGAAACCCUUGUCAGUGAAAGUAUGGUAUGUGAUAUUGGCCAUGAUAGGAAUCGUGACGACAAUUCUAGUUAUCUUACUAAGAUUAGAAGGCGUGCAAACUCCUACAGAGAUUUAUGGCCUUUCUGUUUUGCUCACAAUAGGAGCUUUGUCCCAACAAGGUUCCGCGUUCGUUCCAACACGUUGCGCAAGUCGUAUAGCAUUCCUACAAAUCUUGUUCGUCGGUUUAUUAAUUUUGAAUUAUUAUUCGGCGAGUGUCGUAUCGAAUCGUUUGAAAAACAGAGGCGAGAAGAUGAACGAUUCUUUGAUUAGUUUGGCAAAUAGCAAUAUGAAACUUGCGGUGCAGCCUACGUCGUAUAUUCGUUCCUUUCUUCGGGUGCCAGACAAAGAAGUAAGAUAUUUUUACGACAGUCGGUGGUCGAAAAUACCAGAGUCGGAUAGAUAUUUAUCACUAGAGGAAGGACUUAAUCGCGUGGCGGAGGGUCAUUUAGCCUAUCACACGAUGAUCGAUUCGGCUUAUCCGUACAUCGAACAGUCGUUCACUCGCCGAAGUAUCUGCGAACUUACGGAGGUUCAUCUGUUGCGUGCUGUCCUCGCAUUUUAUGCGAGGCAUCACAGCCCUUUUACCGAACUGAUGAAAGUAGGCUUGAUUAAAAUUCAAAACGUUGGCAUUCAGAAACGCGAAUUGAAGCGAUGGGCGGCUAGAAAACCAUUUUGCCCGAUCAACCUACUUAUCGCUGAACCUCUAUCGAUUCACGAAGCUGCACCAAUUUUCAUGUUCUUGUGUAUCUCACUGGUUCUAUCGAUUCUCAUUUGCAUCGUUGAGAAUAUCGUCUUCUGUCUUUUGCCAGCACGACCUCCAAGUUUCAUGAUGGAAAAGAAACGCUUGAUCAACUGGACUUCGCCUGUGCUAUAUUUACAAAACGUGAAUCAGUCUCUGAGGAACUUUUUUAGUAAAUGGAGCCCUUUUCAAAAUAAGCUUAUAAACGGUAAUUCGUACAUUGACGAAUUGUAUAAAAGGAAUUAUUUUCUAAUACAACGUAAUGUAAAUGUGAAAAUUCUCUCUUUGGAGAAAAUGAUUGUUCGAAGAAAUGUAGUAUCUAGGCAAAUUCAUAAAACAUUUCUAUAUAUAGGUGACUUCAAUCUUCUGAAAACGCUAAGCACCACUGGCAUAUUUACGAUAAUAAGAGAACCUAGCGUGAAAAUCGACUUCCGUAGGUUUAUGAGAAGCGAAACUUGGACAGUAGGUGUCGUAAUCGAUUUGCGUUGUCGCAAUGAGACCGCCGUACGAAUUUUCGCUGAAAGCUCAAAAUAUCGAAUGUACGAUUAUUCUUACAACUGGUUAGUGUUGGGCUCGGAUUACAAUAACAGUAUUCCUUUCUUGAACGAUACCGCUUAUAACAUAGUAACGGAUGUUGUUCUUGCUAUAACGAACAAAAAUGGCUAUGAUCUGUACGAUGUUUUUAAUCACUGCAAAUAUCGUGGUGGUGCGUUGAACGUUACUGAGCUUGGUACCUGGCAUCGUGAGUCUGGAUUGAAGGUUUUCUUAACGCAACCAUUAAUUAAUAGAAGGGCCAACAUGCACGGCAUGAGAUUAAAAAUAUCUGGUGUGAUUCAAUACAGACCAAAGAAUAUGCGUCUCGAGGAUUACAUGCAAGACAUAAAUACGAGAUCGUUGGAUAGUAUGCAUAAAUUCGUACACGCUAUGAUUUUACAUACAGGAGAUCUUUUUAAUUUCAGCGUUCAUGCCUCGGAAAUAAUUUAUUGGGACAGACAUAGCGUGCAUGGUUUGAUUUUCGAAUUCUUACGGUCGAAUUACAUCGAUUUCGCUAGUAAUCCAAGAAUUAUGGUGUCUGAACGAUUGGAUUACGCUACUCUAAUCGGCGCAGCAUGGCCAAUUAGACCCUGCUUCAUGCUGCUAUCGACUUCAACGAAUAAGAUCAAGUUAGAAAUCUUUUUGAAGCCCUUCACACGGCAAACGUGGUACGUGUUUGCUAUUUUCGGAUUAUUUUCCAUAUUCGUUAUGAAGAUGAUAAUGAAUCGCGAAGAUAUUGGCAAGAGAGAAAAAUAUUCAGGAGCGGUGGUGCUGUCGAUAGGAAUCGUGUCUCAACAAGGUGCAAAUUUUUUACCCAAACGUUUACCAAGCCGUAUAGCGUUAUUUCAAAUAAUUAUACAUAGCUGGAUAAUGUACAAUUAUUACUCUGCCAGUAUUGUCUCGGCUCGAUUGAGCGAACCCCUCGAUAUGAUGGAAGAUUCCGUAACUGUUCUUGCUGAUAGUAAUCUGAAAAUUGCUGCGGAAGCUGUACCAUAUCUAAACUACUUUUUAUACAAACUGAACUGGGAAUCGGAUUAUUUUCGCAAGAAACGCUGGGAUCCCCUGCCAGAAUCAAAACGAUAUCUCCCAAUAGAAGAGGGUAUCAGACAAGUCGGUCAAGGAAUUUUAGCGUAUCAUACGGAUCCUAAUACAGCUUACCCUUACGUCGAAAGAAUGUUCGAUUCAAAUAAAAUCUGCGAAUUGACAGAGAUUCAUUUGUUCAAGCAAUCGGUGAUGGGAAUGUACGCCAGUCACAAUGGACAGUUCAUUGAGAUAGCAAAAAUAGGGUUGACAAAGAUGUUUAAUACUGGCCUUCGUAAUCGGCAAAUCAAGCAUUGGUCGUCGAGGAAGCCACAGUGUCAACCCGACACUUUGUCCACAAGGAGUAUCACCAUCUACGAAACUGCUCCAGCUUUGAUUUUAUUGGCAUUCGGAAUGCUCGUAGCUGGAAUCAUUUGCAUCGUGGAAAAUAUUAUUUACAAUCGUACGAUGAAGAGUACCGAGAAAAGUGCACGAAAGAGGAGCGAAACGAAGGGAAGUUUCAGCAGUGGCAACAGCAGACGUAACUUGUUAGAUAUAAAUCCAUAAUAUUCGUACUGUUUUCCCACUCGAUAAUAAAGUAGAAUUUCGAUUAGUAAGCUAUUUCAAUUAACUUAUAAAAUUAAAAAAUGAAAUAAAAGAGUUAGUUAUAUAAUGUAUAUAUUUGUUUGCAAGGGAUCAACAUUCUUUCUGAAAUAAAAAUUGUAAAUUUUGAAAUAUAAGUAAAAUUAGUCGAUUGACUAUUGAUAUGAUAUAGUCAUUAUCGGAUAUUAAUAGACUACUAUGCUAUAAAACAGUUCAGAAUCACGAGCGGUUUCGUUUUCUAAAGAGCCAUCACAUCAAACCUGACAUGUUUUCUCAUGAAAAAUAAAAGAACGGAAAGGAAGAACUGCCAGGGACUGUAGCACGAAUACUCUACUUGUAGUCGUUCGAGUUGCAAUCGUGAAUAAAGGCUAACAACAGUAGUGUCAUGCACUUUUACAAUUUCUUUUAUUUACAGUUAAUCGUUGCACUGUACGCGAGCAAAAUGGAUAUGAUUCGUGAUUAUUUCGUUUUUAAGAAUGUUGGUAGAGUGGCUGGAUUUUCCUGCGGAGAGAUCGAAAGUAGGUAGUUUUCAUUUUGUAAAGUAAGUUUCUCAAUUUUCUAAAAUAAAAUAGUAUUUUUAAAAGAGCAAACAUUAAAUAAAAGAUAUUUCAAACGUGUCGUUUUAAA
This is a messenger RNA of Bombus pascuorum, 4556 nucleotides long. RefSeq lists its product as uncharacterized. The record is from RefSeq and is a predicted model, not a curated record. The coding region runs from base 192 to 3893 and encodes 1233 amino acids. NCBI's taxonomy places the organism in Eukaryota, Metazoa, Arthropoda, Insecta, Hymenoptera, Apidae. The transcript has 19 exons.